Messenger RNA from Trichophyton rubrum CBS 118892, 1245 nucleotides. RefSeq lists its product as uncharacterized. Gene Ontology annotation, biological process: fatty acid metabolic process. Gene Ontology annotation, molecular function: medium-chain fatty acid-CoA ligase activity. The transcript is spliced from 3 exons. Lineage: Eukaryota; Fungi; Ascomycota; Eurotiomycetes; Onygenales; Arthrodermataceae. The record is from RefSeq and is a predicted model, not a curated record. The coding region runs from base 1 to 1245 and encodes 414 amino acids.
AUGGAUGACCGAUUAAGACUGCAGCGCUUGCUGCGGGACAAUUGUACGCAAGAACCAGAGGACGCUAUCGGUCAUCUUCUGGCUUUGUUAAAUAAAGAGAAUGGACCAUGGCCGUUUGGAGACCUCAUUCGCAGUUACCAAAGUCUCUGGAAGGGCUUGCCGGUGGCUGUUCGGGAUGGCAGUGAUUCAGAAUGGAACACCACAAUAGACCUACUGAAGCUUAGAUUAAAGCACUUCGCUCAGCAUAUGGAAGAUCCCUUACACCAUAAGUCUCUACGGCCUGCACUAAACGACACUGAAGCAAAUCAAGAGAUAUCCCAUGCCGUGCUUCAUGAAUUCGUCAAACACUUCGACUUGGGCCUUGCUUGCUCUGCUAGCAGAAAACCUCGAGUCAUGGUUAUCUUGCCCAACGGUCCUUUGUUGGCUCUUGCAGUCCUUGCGGUAGCAAAUCGCUAUACACUGGUGCCAAUGUCAAAGGCUGUGACAGCGGAACAGCUGAAGAUGGAUAUCAAGGCUGUAGAGGCCGAUGCGGUUCUCAUGCUUGAAGCAGAUGUACCAAAGUUUCGAAUUGAGUCAGAAAUUGCUACCUUCAUCGUCAAACCCCAAGACAACCUGAUCUUUCGCGUAUCCCGUUGGGCCGAUGCUAGCUCUUCAACCAUUGCUCGUUUGAGGCCUAAUGGCCCAGAUGAUCUCGCUAUAAUUCUCUUUACCAGCGGAACGAGCGGUACCAAAAAGUUAGUGCCAAUCACUACAUUCAACCUACUGGCUAGCAUUAUUUUCACGAUGGACAGCCUGGGUUUACAAGAUACUUCAUCCUGUCUUAACAUGAUGCCUUUACACCAUGUCGGUGGAAUGGUACGAAGCUUGUGGGCUCCAGUAUUUGCGGGAGGGACUACAAUAUGCUGCCCUACUUUCGACCCUAGUUUCUUUUGGGACGCUGUUGAGAAGUGGUGCCCGACAUGGUACUAUGCAACACCAACCAUGCACCAUAUGAUAUUGGCUGAAGCAGAGAACUGUCAGGAGUGUGUUCACAAAAGCUCUAUCAAAUUCAUCUGUAAUGCAGGUGGUGGCCUUCCUCCAACCCUUGCAGAGCAGCUCCAUUCUACAUCCGGGUGUGUUGUUUUACCGAGUUAUGGAAUGACAGAAUGUGCUCCUAUUGCGGCGCCACCGCUGGACUAUGAUCUCACUCGAGUUGGGGCGUCAGGCCUCCCAGCAGGCCCUGAUCUUGCCAUCCUGGAUAUAUAA